GUAAAAGUAAAGAUGUAUCCAAAAUUUAUUUAUGGUUCCUUCAGAGAAGAAGAGAAGUGAGAGGAUAGCACAGAGGUUUUAUACAAUAAGUUAUCCAUUGAAGAUGAUUUUAAACUUCAAGAGAUCCCAAAAGGAGGAGGAGAAACCCUUCUUGAAGGAUGGAACAAAGCUGCUGAAAUGUUCCCAGAUAACAACUGCUUAGGACAUAUUGAAGGAGACAAGUAUGUAUGGAGAACCUACAAAGAGGCUUUACAUGAAGCACAGUGUAUUGCUAAAGUUCUAUUUACAGAGGACCUUAUUCCAGAAGUCUCAGAUAAGGACAAAUCUUAUAAAUUCGUUGGUUUAUACUCAAGGAAUAGACCCGAAUGGGCAUUGGUCAAUUGGGCUCUAGUGCAUUUUUCAGGGACAGUUGUAUCUCUGUACAACACCCUUGGAGAAGAAUCGCUAUGCUAUGCAGUAGAUCAUACAGAUUUGGGAAUAGUAGCUUGUGAUAAGGCUUCAUUUAAAAAGAUGCUAAACCUUCGUAAAGAAGGAAAUGCCAAAACUAUCAAACAUUUAAUUGCUUUUGAUGAAGUUGACGAAGAAGAGAUAAAACAGGCAGAAGAGUAUGGUAUCCAGAUCCAUUUAUUAGAUGAUAUUGUGAAAAGAGGAGAGGCAAUUGAUGAUAAAGUGUUGGAAGAAAUGACAAAACCAACUCCAGAUACUACUGACGUAAUUUGUUUUACAAGUGGAACAACAGGAAGACCUAAAGGAGGAAUGAUAUCUCAUAAAAAUUAUACAGCAAAUAUCAGAGGUGGAGAAGAUUCCCAGUUUCUUUUGAAUGAGACCGAUGUCAUAAUGUCUUAUCUCCCGCUAGCACAUUGAUAUGAAAAAUGGUUAAUGGCUCUUUGCUUAUGGAGAGGAGUAGCUAUAGGAUAUUUUAACGGAAAUCCUCUGACACUUGUUAAGGAUAUUCAAAUGCUCAAACCAACAAUUCUUCCUGCAGUUCCAAGAGUCUUGACAAAAAUAUAUGACACUAUAAAUUUGUUGAUGUCUCAAAAGGAAUAUAUUCAUAAACUGUACAAGGUUGCACUAAAACAGAAGCUGCUCAAAAUCAAAAACGAAUGAAAGUUUACUCAUCUGCUUUGGGACUCUGUAAUUUUUAAAAACCAUAGGGCAAUAAUUGGAGGAAGAGUUAGAUUCAUGCUCACAGGGUCAGCUCCAAUAUCACCAGAGAUCUUAGAUGCCUUAAAAUGAAGUUUCUGCAGUCAAAUCGUUGAAGGCUAUGGUCAAACAGAAACUAAUGCUCCUUGUUUAAUCGUAAAUCCUGAUGACAACGAAUCCGGACACAUUGGUGGACCACUUACAUGAGCAAAAAUUAAAUUAGAGGAUAUCCCAGAUAUGGAAUAUUUCCGUACAGAUAAGCCAUAUCCAAGAGGUGAAAUCUGUGUUAAAGGACCUGUAGUUUUUCAAGGAUACUACAAAGCUGAUGAUAAGAACCAAGAAGCUUUCGAUGACAAAGGCUGGCUCCACACAGGUGAUGUCGCUGAAAUCAGACCUAAUGGAUCUGUCAAAUUGAUUGAUAGAAAGAAAAAUUUAUUCAAACUGUCACAAGGUGAAUAUAUCUCUCCUGAGAAACUUGAGAACGUCUACAACAAGUCUCAGUUUGUGGCCCAGAUCUUUGUGCAUGGGUUAAGCACCAUGAGCUAUUUGGUGGCUGUAAUCGUCCCAGAUCCAGAUUUUCUGAAAGUAUGGGCAUCAAAGAAAGGAUUAGACUUUGACUUGAAUGCUAUUUUGGAAUCUCAAGAUUUAAAAGAUGAAAUACAGCAAGAUCUUGAUGAUAGAGCAAAGAAUGCAAAUUUGAACAGUCUUGAAAGGAUCAAGAAGCUCCACCUUACACCAGAGAUGUUUUCUGUUGAAAACGGUUUAUUGACUCCAUCCAUGAAGCUAGUCAGACACCAUGCAAAGACAACAUUUAAAGACAAAAUACAGGAUAUGUACAAUGAAUAAUUCA
Messenger RNA from Moneuplotes crassus, 1993 nucleotides. The record is from the annotation of a GenBank genome assembly. Lineage: Eukaryota; Ciliophora; Spirotrichea; Euplotida; Euplotidae.